Molecule: messenger RNA, 2835 nt
Organism: Rhagoletis zephyria (snowberry fruit fly)
Lineage: Eukaryota; Metazoa; Arthropoda; Insecta; Diptera; Tephritidae
Source: RefSeq, a predicted model, not a curated record
AUGUCGCACUUUGUCAGCAAACAGCAGACAGUGUCCAACAGUCGGAAAACGAGCCUGGACCAGGGGCCGAUGGCCGGUGAUAAGAGUCCCCUGGUGGAGGUGUCCAUUCCCUCGGUGACCAGUCCACCGGACAGUGACAGCGAGGAGACGACGACGCCCUAUGAGCCAUCACCAUCAGGGCAGCUGUCUCUGCGACCCAGUCCAAAAGCUCGUCUGAUAACGGACGGUUUCAAGGCGGAGAAGUGCGCCAAGUCGAACCAGGAGAUGCGCGUCAUCAUGUCUGCUGACUCAAAGAUCGCCGAGAAGAGCAGCAUGUCGGCGAUGAAGUCUAAGGUGGAGGCGAACGGUUUUGCCGCCUCGAAGAUGAUGGCCGCCAAGGAGGAUCACAAACAGAUUCACUUUGGCGACACUGUGGUGAAGCACCAGUCGAGCUCAAAGGCGGCCUCCAGUUCGAUGACCAUGUCCACAGACAACAUGAUUGCCGCCAGCAGUAGUAGCAGCAAGGGCAGCAAAGAGGAGCGACAGGCAUUCACCCAAGGAAUGAUUCACCAGGAGAGCAAGUCCAGCUCGUCCUCCACCUCCUCUGCCGCCCGUCGCCUCUUCUCCUCCGCCUCUUCUGCCUUUGAGAACAUACUCGAGUCAAUGUCGCCGGCCAUGUUGACGCUCUCCAGCGAGGUGGACAUGGAGUUUAAUGAACUAAGCUCAAUUGCAAAGACCUUCAAGAGUCCGCUCAUCAGCAAGACAGAGUCGAUCAACAUGAAGGGCUCAAUGACUAAGCUGGAGAAUAAGAUGCAGAACCUCUGUCGUCAGCUGGUGCAAAGGCGAGACGACAUUGACGUCGUCCUCGUGAUGACCGAAAUGCUGCACAAAGCCUGGUCAGUGCCGCAGUGCGGCUACGAUCUGGGCUUCAACAUGAGCAAGAUUAUCCGCACCAGUGAGGCGCUGGAGGCGUUGCUGUGCAACAUUGAGACAAACGACUGGAAGGUGGCCUUUGCCAGCGCCCAGCUUCUUGAGCAAUGUCUCAUCUCCGAGAACCGCAAUUACGUCGUCGAGCAUGGCCUGGAGAAUGUGGUGAACAUUGCGAAGGAGUGCGCCAACAAAAAGUCACAGGAAGAAGUGCGCGUAGGCACAGGCAUUCUGGAGCACCUGUUCAAGCAUUCUGAAGACACCUGCAAAGAGGUAAUCCGCCUUAGUGGCCUGGAAACGAUCGUCUACGAGUGCAGAAGCAGUGACACGGUCACACUGCGCCACUGCGCCUCGGCACUGGCCAACCUGUCCCUCUACGGUGGUCCCGACUGUCAGGAGUCGAUGAUUAAGCAGGAGGCGCCGGUGUGGCUCUUUCCGCUGGCCUUUCAGAAUGACGACAACAUUCAGUACUACGCCUGUCUGGCGAUCACCGCACUGGUGGCCAACAAGGAGAUCGAGGCGGCGGUGCUCGCUUCGGGCACCCUCGACCUGGUGGAGCCCUUUGUCCUGUCGCAUAAUCCGGAAGAGUUUGCCAAGAGCUCCACUUCGCACAUUCAUGGCCAGUCAAAGAACUGGCUCCUUCGAUUGGUACCCGUCCUCCGCAGCAAGCGCGAGGAGGCACGUAGCUUAGCAGCAUUCCACUUUGCAAUGGAGGCGUGGAUCAAGAAGACCCAAGAGCAGACAUCGGUUUUCAAAGAGAUCAACGCAGUAGAGGCGCUGCAGAAGGUGGCCAGCUGUCCGAAUGCAAUUGCAUCCAAGUACGCGGCACAGGCGUUGCGUCUAAUCGGCGAGGAGGUGCCCCACAAGCUCUCACAGCAGGUGCCCCUCUGGACCAUUGAGGACGUGAAGGAGUGGGUUAAACAGAUUGGUUUUUCCAACUACAUUGCCGAGUUUGAGAAGAGUCGCGUGGACGGUGACCUGCUGCUGCAGCUAAACGAGCCCAUGCUCACCGAUGACAUUGGCAUUCGAAAUGGCAUCCUCAGGAGGCGCUUCAUGCGAGAGCUGGCCGAACUGAAGCAGAUCACCGACUACUCCUCCUGUGAUCCGACGAACAUGUGCGCCGUCCUGAGCAACCUGGGGCCUGAUUACGCCCGCUACACGUACUCACUGCUGCAGAGCGGCAUUGACCGCUUCAAUCUGUCGGCGGUGAAUGAAGAGGUGCUGCUGCACGAGUGUCACAUCGAGAACAGCAUUCACCGGUUGAAGUUGCUGGAGGCGAUGGCCGCCGUCAAGGAGCUGCCCUCACCAGUUUCCAUCUCCGGUCUGGUGAGUAAAACGCUGGACGAGGCGAUCAAGUCACUGGACGUCUUCAUCAGCUACCGCAGAUCUAAUGGCUCACAACUGGCGAGCUUACUCAAAGUGCACCUUCAACUGCGCGGAUUUUCGGUCUUUCUCGACGUGGAAAGGCUGGAGGCAGGCAAAUUUGACUACAAUCUGCUGAGUAGUAUUCGACAAGCCAAAUACUUCCUACUCGUUCUCACGCCCAGUGCUCUCGACCGAUGUCUGGAGGACAAUGAGCAAAAGGACUGGGUUCACAGGGAAAUUGUGCAAGCACUGCAAACAAAGUGCAACAUCAUUCCCAUCAUGGAAUCCUUUCAGUGGCCUGAUUUGGAAAAACUUCCCGAAGACAUGAGGCCAAUCUGCUACUUUAAUGGAAUCAGAUGGAUUCACGACUACCAGGACGCGUGUGUGGACAAGCUGGAGCGGUUCAUGCGCGGUGAAAUCAACAGUAAGCUGAUCGAUGCUCCCGGUGUACAUCGACAUGCAAUGCCACAUGGACUGCCGCCCACGCCCAGCACACCGCAAAUUCGAUCUCCUAGUCAACAACGGCGAAGCUGCUCCGUCGACAAUGGCCGCGCUGAGGGAUAG